AUGAUGUUCAUAGGUGGAAACAACCGGCAUGUUCGCACCAAAAUUGCAAGUAAUAGACAAAGUAUCAAGAAUGGCCCAUCCAGCGAUAUCGAGAUUCCUGGUUAUCUUCAGUUAUAUCAAGCUCCACCAGGAGAUGACAUUUCACUAACGGAAUUUGACGAAAUUGCUAUGGAAAGACUGAAAUUAUUGAAGACAUUUGAAAAUUGCAAAGACAACCAUUCCAUUCAUAGUGAAGAGUUCAAAGCCAAGCUGAAAAAAGCAUGUGAAAGUAUCAAACUGAUUGGUAUGCUAGAAAAGUGUAGUAUUCUUAAAAACAAUCAGUUUUCAGUAUUUCCCGAGCAGAAACCAUUCAAUACAGAGGAGGCUGAUGAGCUUUGGCGUCGUGACAACAUCGGACACUUCAUUCUUCGUCUAGCAUUUUGUCGAACCCCUGAAAAUCAGAAAUGGUUCACUCAAAUCGAAGGAGAACUGUUCCGGUUCCGUAUGCGACAAGAGCGUGAAGUCGUCGUCGAUGCAUCUCUAUCCAAAGUAAAUAUUGAUAUUCAUCGUUUGACUGAUGAGGAGAAAAAACCAAUGGCUGUUGAUCUGGAGAACGCGUGUCAAGUUUAUUCACUUGAUAUGCCUAAAAAGGUGUUCUACAGAGUCGAUUUUCUGGAUGCCAUUGAGCUUGUUAGACGAGGAUCGGUGCAUCUGAAAAAAGGAUUCGCCUAUUUUCCAUUCGAUGAUUUGGUUACCAUUUUGGUGUCUAAAAUGAAGAAUACUAUGAUGGCAGCGAUGGCACGCGCCUUCAAACAUCUGGCUUUGCUGGAAGAGGAGGGAAGACUUCUUCCACGUCUUGCUCGCCUCUCAAACAACGCCUACAGUGGUAAAGAUUACAGUGGGGAGCAGGCGGAUGGAGCAAUUAUUAUCACUCGUCAUAUGAUUGAUAAACUCGUCGUCCGUUCAUUUGCGCCAUGUAUGAAACAAAUGCACAAACAUCUUCGACUCAAUCACCAUUUGAAAUAUGGAGCCAGAAGACAGUACGGACUGUUUUUGAAAGGAAUCGGCCUCUCGUUGGAUGAGGCGAUCGCAAUGAUGCGUGAUGAAUUCACCAAGAAAAUCACAUCGGAUAAGUUUGAUAAAGAAUACGCCUACAAUAUUCGAUAUAUGUACGGAAAGGAAGGACGUCGAGUACCACAAAAAGCGUUAAGUUGUGCCACGAUUAUUCUGAAUAAUCCACCAUCCGCAGUUGAUUGUCAUGGAUGUCCUUUCCGGCACUCGGAGAAACAAGUUCUCAAACAGAAGUUGUCCAGUGAAAGUGUUCUCAAAAAGGAACAAGUCGACCGGAUCUCCGAACUCGCCGAGCUGAACCAAUAUGAUAAAGCUUGCACCCGCUUUUUUGAGUUCACACACCAUCUGGAAGAAGGAGAGCUUGGUCAACUCAUCACCCAUCCCAACCAAUUUUACGAAGAAUCACAAAAGAUCAUCGGUGAAAGAAUCGCUGCUAAACGUGCUCAAUCUCAGACAGAGACGAAAGAGGAGCCAAUGGAUACUCAAUAA
Messenger RNA from Caenorhabditis briggsae, 1539 nucleotides. RefSeq names its product Protein CBR-PRI-2 (gene Cbr-pri-2). The transcript is spliced from 4 exons. The record is from RefSeq and is a predicted model, not a curated record. Lineage: Eukaryota; Metazoa; Nematoda; Chromadorea; Rhabditida; Rhabditidae. Bases 1 to 1539 code for a protein of 512 amino acids. Gene Ontology annotation, biological process: DNA replication, synthesis of primer. Gene Ontology annotation, cellular component: alpha DNA polymerase:primase complex.